Messenger RNA from Pelobates cultripes (western spadefoot toad), 246 nucleotides. NCBI's taxonomy places the organism in Eukaryota, Metazoa, Chordata, Amphibia, Anura, Pelobatidae. The record is from the annotation of a GenBank genome assembly.
GCGAGACGCACCCCAAAUACACACAGCUCAUGUAAAGACAUCUACCACCUGAUAACGGCAUACUCAAUACACCCUGCACACCUUCACACACACGAUAGCCUGAACGUCAAGGCAGGCAAUCAUAAUGAACGCCAUCACUACAUGCACACUGACACAUCACUCAAAGCCACAGACAUCGCACGCAAACACCUCAAACAGCGACUGGCGCCUAGUGGACAUGCCCCACUGCAAGACGGACGGCUCUAA